CAGAAGCAAGGGGAAGACGAAGACGGUGACUUCGUGUAUGCGGGCAGAAGAGGUAAAACGAAAACAGCGGAAGCGAAGCUACAGCCAGACAUUCCCAGCUACACCGCCAGGACCAGCGUGUGGGAGAAGGGCGAGCAGUGGCCAGCCGGCGUGCGGCAUACGAAAUUGGAGCCGGGCACGAGCAUCUGCGAGAUCUGCACAGCCUCGAUCGAGCCGAAGAGUUGGAUGAGGUCGCCAAAGCGCUCCCGAGCCAUGGGCUACCGGCAGGCUGUCAGAUCCCUGAGGAAGUCACGCAUGCUCAACGCAGAGCAAAUGCCCGAGGGAGUCGUCAGCAAGGCCAUGCAUCUGCCCGAGGAGGUCGAUCCCAAGAUCCAGAGUUGCUCUCCAGGCAGCUGGCUUCACUUCUGCGGCACAAGGCUCGGAGCUGUGGCCUCGUCAUGACCAACGCGGGCUUUGUGGAGUUCGCGGCCUUGAUGCGCGAACUCCCGCGCUUCACUGGACAGCAGGUUCGGCGGGAAGAUGUUCAGCGUGUCGUCGCGAACAGCUACCAUCAGAAUGGCGAGCCUCGCUUCGAGUUCGGCUACAGCCAGAACAAUGUGUUGCAAAUCAGGGCCCGGAGAAACCACUCCAUCCCUGGCGUCGAGAUAUCGGCCUUCCACAGCGAUCCCCACGUCCAGCCUUCCCAGCAUCCGCUCCGCAGCUCCCUCCACACAGCCGCACUUUGGCCGCGCACGCCGCUAUCUCGCAGCGACAGUGCCGCCACCGCUGCUGCCACAAUGGAGGCGCCGCUGCCGAUGCAGCUGCCUCCUCAGCAGAGCCGCCUUGCCUACGACAGCGCCCAGGCGGCCCCCGCGCGGACCCCGUCGUCGGCGAGGGCGCCCUGCCCACUGCUGGGCAGCGUCGUGGAGGUGCAGGGCCUGCAGACCCGCGCGCACCUCAAUGGCCGGCGCGGCAGGGCGGUCGCCUGGUUGCCCGACGCUGCCCUUGUCAGAGUCGAGCUGGACGACGGCAGCCGCCAGGACGUCCGCCCCGCGAACCUCGCGCCCGCGGAGCCCGCCGCCCGCGCCCG
This is a messenger RNA of Prorocentrum cordatum, 1069 nucleotides long. The record is from the annotation of a GenBank genome assembly. NCBI's taxonomy places the organism in Eukaryota, Dinophyceae, Prorocentrales, Prorocentraceae.